Molecule: messenger RNA, 276 nt
Organism: Bipolaris zeicola 26-R-13
Lineage: Eukaryota; Fungi; Ascomycota; Dothideomycetes; Pleosporales; Pleosporaceae
Exons: 4
Coding region: 1-276 (91 amino acids)
Source: RefSeq, a predicted model, not a curated record
AUGCCCACUCCCAUCGACCGCGCAGUGCAACAACGUGGACCGUUCUUCGCAUUCGCCGCUAUAGUUGCAGGCGUUGCAGCAUGGAGUAUCUGGGGUCAGGAUAUCUUUCCCAGUCAAGAUCCUACUGGUGAUCCAGAAACAUGGACCCAUGACCAAUGCGUUACCUGGCUUCAGCAUCGAAAUCUACAUCCCUCUCCCCUAGCGACAACUGCAGAACUGCUGGAGCGGAUCAAGGCCAACAUGAGGGUGUCUAGAGAGCGAGCAUCCGAUCAAUGA